Zingiber officinale is the source of this 1125-nucleotide messenger RNA. RefSeq names its product auxin-responsive protein IAA7-like. Gene Ontology annotation, biological process: regulation of DNA-templated transcription. Gene Ontology annotation, molecular function: protein binding. The coding region runs from base 703 to 1038 and encodes 111 amino acids. NCBI's taxonomy places the organism in Eukaryota, Viridiplantae, Streptophyta, Magnoliopsida, Zingiberales, Zingiberaceae. Gene Ontology annotation, cellular component: nucleus. The record is from RefSeq and is a predicted model, not a curated record. The transcript is spliced from 6 exons.
GAAAUAAAGAUAAUAUCUGAUCAGUAGACUUGUGGGCUAAUCAUGGAGGAGGACCACCACCUCCGGAUUCAUGCCGCCGCCGCCGCCGCCACCGUGAGAGAUGAUAGUGCAUGGAAUAAGGUCCUCAGUUUUCCUUCUGUGAAGUUGCCAGCUUUAGCCCAAGUCAAAUUCCUUUGUGAUGUCUGACACGGGCAUCACCUCAUUCCUGAUAUCACCAUUUUUCUCUCUUUCCGCUGUAUUAGAGAUCUCUGAUCAUAUUUCAGCUCCAGUCCCUCACGAAAGAGAAAGGAAUAAAAAGAAGCAAAAGAGUGCUAUAAAAGAGAGAAACAUGGACGAAGAUUUCAAGAACAGAGGGCGUCCGCAGCUGCUUCCAUAUGAGCAAGACUUGGAACUGAGGCUUGGGCUUCCCAGAGGAGAAGACGAGCCUCGAGCCAUUUCAACUUUCAAAGGUCCGAAGCUGAAGCAGCAAGUUGGAUUCCUUCAACUGCAGAGCAUGGAGGUGAAAGAUGAAGCGCAUAUGGUUCCUUGACAAGGACCACCACUGUAUUACUUGUUGGCUGGCCCCCUCUGAGUUCCUUCAGAAAGAACCUGGCUAGGAGCAGCUCACAUAGGCCGCCCAUCGAGUCUGAAAACGAAGAUGUCGCUGCGCCGAAAGUUGAGGAACCGGGCAACAGCAAGAAGAAUUUGCUUGUUAAGAUCAACAUGGACGGCGUCCCGAUUGGAAGGAAAGUAGACUUGAAUGUCCAUGAUAGCUAUGAGAAGCUCUCUUUGGCUGUGGAAGAGCUAUUUGCAGGGCUGCUUGCAGGUGAUCCCCGCAGUGAAGGCAAAGCAGCAAAACAAAUGUUUAGGGGCUUGUUAGAUGGUACUGGUGAAUACACUUUGGUUUAUGAAGACAACGAAGGUGACAGAAUGAUUGUUGGUGAUGCUCCUUGGACCAUGUUUUCUUCAGCAAUUAAGAGGUUGAGGGUCAUGAAGACUUCUGAUAUUUCUGCACUGAAGUUUACUUUAAGUCCAUUUGGCGACAUUACCAUCAGAUGAGCAAUAUGCAGAAGUAGAGAAGAGAGUGUUGAGCUUGAUAUUGUUAAAUGAUGUUAGCCAUCUUACAAUGUACUUAGGUGUAAACGA